Molecule: messenger RNA, 4267 nt
Organism: Phalaenopsis equestris
Lineage: Eukaryota; Viridiplantae; Streptophyta; Magnoliopsida; Asparagales; Orchidaceae
Product: protein ETHYLENE-INSENSITIVE 2
Exons: 8
Coding region: 734-4267 (1177 amino acids)
Biological process (GO): ethylene-activated signaling pathway; metal ion transport
Cellular component (GO): membrane
Molecular function (GO): manganese ion transmembrane transporter activity; cadmium ion transmembrane transporter activity
Source: RefSeq, a predicted model, not a curated record
AAAAAUUAUAACUAUGGAAAAAGAAGAGGCCGGAAGCAUCACUGUGCUCUUUCGUUCGGCUCCUGUUCCCUUUCUCUCUCCCUCUCAUCCUUUUCAGGAGGAAGGUUCUGUUCCGUCGCGAGGAUUUCGGACUGAUGUACUCUAAUAUUCCACUUUCCUAGCUUCUAGGAGAAUGUUCUGGCAUUUCCCAAGUUCUGGAUAAAUAGGGGGUUGGAUUUACGGAUUCUGGAGAUCCCGUUAUUGGGGUUGAAAUGUUAUGGAGCUAUGUAGUAUUCUGUUUAACAAAUGGCUUUUCAAUGCAUAACUUUACUGGAUUCCAGCGUUUUCCUUGGAGCUGAAUUAUGGUCUUCCUCACUAAACACCAUACCAUAAUGUGUGGAACGUUUCAUGGCAUGGAAAUCAGAAUUGGUUAGGUCCAAAUACACCUAAUUACUUUGCCUUUUGCUGUUCAUAUCAUUUGGAUUAGCUUAUGGAAACUUUGAUCAUAGAACUGUUUGCAAAGGGACAUUUAUCCAAAGAACCUACCUGUGAAUAAUUUGCUUCCGUGGAAAUGAAAAGCCUUACAGUUUUCAGGGUGAUCUGCAAUGUAUUCUGGAGUUUAAAGCAAGCAGAGAUACAAAAAUGUCAGAAAAUUUUUCAGUUUCUGUGAAAUAAACUCCGUUGAACAAAACAGUGCUGUGAAUAUCUUCUGCUUGUUUGUUGCCAAAUAAUAAAUUUGAUUUCAGAAUCAGUCAUGGCUAGUGGAGGUUUUGGAGGUGUGACAAAUCAUAUUUUUCCAUCUCUUGGACCUGCAAUCUUAGUAUCUAUGACAUAUAUUGACCUUGGAAAAUGGCUGGCUGCUGUUGAGGGAGGUGCCCGUUUUGGAUUUGAACUUGUGUUGUUGGUGCUUAUUUUCAAUUGCAUUGCUAUUCUGUGUCAGUUCCUUUCAACUGCUAUUGGCAUGAUUACAUGGAAGAAUCUUGCAGAGAUUUGCAGUGAGGAGUACACCAGACUGCCAUGUAUACUUUUGGGAGUUCAAGCAGAACUGUCCAUGAUAAUUUCGGACCUUACUAUGGUAUUGGGUAUUGCACAUGGUGUCAAUCUCUUAUCGGGGAUGGACUUGCUCUCAUGCAUCCUUUUUGCUAUACUUGUUGCCAUUCUACUUCCAUUUCUGCUCAAACUCUCAGACAACGGAAAGGCUGCUGAAUUUUUUGUAUACAUAGCAAGUUUUGCUUUGUUUUUCUAUGUGUUUGGAGUAUUAAUUAGUCAACCAGAAGUUCCAGUUAUAAAUGAGUUUUUGCCGAAAUUGACUGGGGAGAAUGCAUACUCUGUCAUGGCUCUUCUUGGAGCAAAUAUAAUGUCUCAUAAUUUUUUUAUCCACUCUGCCAUAACACAGAAGGCUGUUUUCGGAAGCUCGAACGAGUUUUGGAAUGAGAAAAACGCAGGGCAUAAGUGCCCAACUGGCAUGAUCAUGACCAGUUUGAGCAUGACUAGGCCGUGCCCAGGCGUAGCCACCUCAAGAUUGGGCGUGAUCAUGCCGUUGUAUCGAAACUUUCGGCAUGACCAUGCUAAAUUCAGGCGUGACCUUGCCACCGGGGCUGCUUUCACAUAUGGAAAGAUAUUCAAAAAUCCUAUAGCACCAGUUGCAUUUCUUUUGGUCCUUCUCUUCUCUUGUCAAAUCACAGCCUUGACAAGGAAUAUUGGAAGCCAAGUGGUUUUGCAACAUCUUUUUGCUACCAAGGUAUCUGUUUUGGUCCAUCACAUGUUUUCCAAAGGUUUCAUCGCUUUCGUAGCUUUCUACUGUACCAAAAUGGGUGGUGCUGAAGGGAUAUACCAGUCACUUAUUGUUUGUCAAAUACUACUUGGCAUGUUAGUUCCAUCUGCUACUAUUCCCCUUUUUCGAGUGGCGUCAUCAAAAUUUUUAAUGGGUGCCUUCAAAAUAUCCUGGUAUAUUGAAAUUUUGGCCCUUCUUGCAUUUUUUGGGACGAUUACAGCAAACAUUAUCUUCAUUGUAGAAAUCCUUUUUGGAAAUAGCAGCUGGGCAAUUAACUUGAGGGAAAGCAGUGGAAUUGGUACAAUUAUCUUGUUUAUCUUUCUUCUUGUUGGUUCUACAUCCAUUUGUUUCACAAUUUACCUGGCAGUAACACCGUUGAAGUCUGCAAGCUCCAUGCCAGAUGGACUGACAUCUAGCAGGAUUUGUCAGAAUGAUCUGCCAGAGAUUUUUGAUGGUAUGGAAGAAUCUAAUCUGGAAUUGAUAAACGAUAAUGAAGAUAUGGAAUCGGUGGCAGAAGCCACUUUUGAGAAGUAUGUUGGGAAUCAAUCCGAUAUGUCAACAAUCGAGUACAACCCUGACGUGUCCCAGGCUACUAUUGAUUCUGAUCAUGAUUCCCAGCUGUCAACUUUUGGCUUUAGUAGUAUUGUUGAUAUUACCUCUCAGUCUUUUGGCUUUAGUAGUAUUGUUGAUAUUACCUCUCCAACAUAUAAUUCAGAAAGUUCAGCAUAUAUGGCAGAAGAAAGAUCAUCAGAUACUAGAAACAAAGAUUCUAUUGAACCCAUACAUGGUGAAGAGAACUUCCACCCGCAAACUGCUUUUGUGGAAACUGUUGCUGUGAGUUUGACACCAGAAAUAUCCUCAUACACAGUAAAGGAUAAUGAGAAUGGGGGUGCUCUGGAGCUUCAGGAGUUUAUCCAUGAUUCAAUUUCUCCAUUAAUCUCUGAAAGCCUUAAACCUGUUAAUAUUGCUAAGGAGGCAAGUAAAGAUGGGGGAAAUGGCAGUGGAAGCCUUUCAAAAUUGUCAGGACUAGGGCGUGCAGGUCGGCGCCAAUUUGCAACCAUUUUGGAUGAGUUUUGGGGUAAACUUUUUGAUUUCCAUGGGAAGCUCACACAAGAUGCUAGCUCCAACAGACUAGACUUCCUUUUGGGAUUAGAUUUCAAAGCAGCCAAUUCUUUUGGUAAAGCAGAUACCACCAUGGCUGAUACGUCCAAAUUUUUGUUUCCGGAUGCUGAAAAAGGGCAAAACUUCUUACCGAAGUUGAGGGAGUACGGUUCUGCAAACCAAUUGAAAGUUCAAGUUGCAGACAUACCUUUUGGCUUUCGAAUGGGAACUUCAUCGCGUAACAAUAUUUUUGAUUCUGCUGAAAAAACCUAUUCUAGUUUACAUCUGCCACACUGUUCAGAUGAUAGGAAUUAUCAACCAGCUACUAUUCAUGGCUAUAAGAUGGCCUCUAGUCUCGAAGGGAGAAUCAAUACAGGCAGAACUUCUUAUUCCUCAAGCUCACAAAUCCUUCCACCAACGACCAAGUUUUCUGCAUCUUAUGUGUCACCAUUAAGGGAUCAGAUAUUGUAUGGUCAUAAACAAAAUAGGUUUGCUUCCAUGGGAACCUCAAGCCUACAAAACCAAGUUUUGUCGAGAUUGAACAUGGUUCAGGUUGAAAGGCCCUAUUUCGAAUCCCACUUGGUGGGAACAAGUGAGCAUGCUGUUUCCCCUGAAUACACUAAAAAGUAUCAUAGUUCACCUGACAUUUCUGCAAUCAUUGCAACAGCUAGGAACUCCUAUUUGAAUGAGAGUAAGCAGAUCUCUCCUAUUAGUCCGCAGACAUCUUUUGGUAGAAUGGUAUCAGAACAAUCACAAUAUUUGAACCCUUUGUCAAGAGCAGGUGUUCCAGUGCCCUUUGAUGAGCUCUCUCCCGAGGUUCACAAAGAGUUCUUUCCAUCACAGCCAAGUUUGAAUCCAGGUGCCAAAUCUCUUUUCUCUAGACAACCAUUCGAGGAACUGUUUGGCAUGGUUGGUAGAGACCCUAGUGGUGGAGAUGCAGGGGCAGCAGGAAGCUCAAGUACCACCGUUGCAGAGCCUUUUCCUUAUGCAGAUUCAGAAGCCAAAUUGCUUUAUUCUUUGAGAUUUUGCAUUCUGAACCUACUGAAACUGGACGGAUCAGAUUGGCUCUUUAGUCAAGGUGGUGGGCUUGAUGAGGAGCUGAUUGAUCAAAUAGCUCUAGCAGAGAAAUGCCUGCAUAUUGAUUCAAGUGAGAUGAGUCAGUCCUUUGCCGAUGAAUUUCAGUACUUGCCGUCUGAUUUGAAGUUAAAUUCGGUCAAGAGAAAUGAAGAGUCUGAUUUUCGUUGCCGUUUAACCUUACCAAAGUGUGGAGAUGGUUGUGUUUGGCGAGCAGCACUUGUUGUAAGUUUUGGUGUUUGGUGCAUUCAGCGUAUUCUAGAACUAUUACUAGUGGAGAGUCGACCUGAACUUUGGGGCAAGUAUACUUACGUUCUCAAUCGCCUUCAGGUAAAAUAA